AGCUAAAGUCGCUUGUAUAAAAUCUUUGGAACAGGCAAAAAGUUGCUCGCAGUAAGUACACAGGUGGCACAGGAAGUUUUGCAAGUUCCUCAGCAGGCACCAGUCAUGAUGUUUCCGUGCAGCGCCUUACCGCCGCCUCUCUACCCGGACCUGCUGUGCCCUCCGGCCGCGCUGACCUCCCCUCUCCCCCGGUCACUUCCGUCCGGGUACCGCGUGGAGGAUCUUCUGCGAAUUAGCCAGCCGGCGUACAGUUACAUUCAACGGACGUUCUCCGCCGCAACCCCCCGUGAAUUCUUAUCGCUCAGCCUGGAGCCGAGUGCCUCAUCCCGGGCGCUGGGACCGAGUCCCGCGUGUUCCGGGUUUCAGAGCUCCGGUCAGCCGAACCACAACAGCGACUCUCCGCAGUCUGCCUGCCCCGCCUCCAGCUGCCUCAAGUUCGGCGUCAGCGCCAUCCUGGCACCGUCCGCUCGGAUGGGUUGCUCUUCUCCUGCAGUCCACAGUUUGCAGACCAAAUCGUUUCCACUACCAUUCCUGGAUGCAAGUCUCCAUCCUUUCAUCAGAACUUCCUAUUUCACAGCCUCCUCCUCCUCUGUGGUCCCUGUCCCGGGAACCUUUUCAUGGCCCCUGGCCCCCAGAGGCAAGCCCAGGCGGGGAAUGCUGCGACGAGCCGUCUUCUCGGACCUCCAAAGAAAAGCCCUGGAGAGAACUUUCCAGAAGCAGAAGUACAUCAGCAAGCCAGACAGGAAGAAGCUGGCGGCGAAACUGGGACUGAAAGACUCCCAGGUGAAGAUCUGGUUUCAGAACCGGAGGAUGAAAUGGAGGAACUCGAAAGAACGAGAGCUGCUGUCGAGCGGAGGCUGUCGCCAGCAGACUCUCCCCACUAAGACCAACCCCCACCCGGACCUGACAGACGUGUGCAGCACUUACUGUCCCGGCAGCAGACUAGACAGGACUGCAGCCACGGGGCAAGAACAGCUGGAGAACCAGGACACACAUCUUCACCAUCACCAUCAUCAUCAUCAUCAAGGCUCUUCUCCAUCACAGUCCAGCAGUGAAGAAAUCACAGUUUCAUAAAAACUUGAUUUCUUUUUAAAUAUUCAAAUCAUAAUUUUUGUGACAUUAAGAGUGAUGAAUAAGAACACAUAUUUGCUUUUGUAAA
This is a messenger RNA of Nerophis lumbriciformis (worm pipefish), 1159 nucleotides long. Its product is annotated as homeobox protein DBX1-A-like. Gene Ontology annotation, molecular function: DNA-binding transcription factor activity, RNA polymerase II-specific; DNA binding. NCBI's taxonomy places the organism in Eukaryota, Metazoa, Chordata, Actinopteri, Syngnathiformes, Syngnathidae. The record is from RefSeq and is a predicted model, not a curated record. Gene Ontology annotation, biological process: regulation of transcription by RNA polymerase II; cell differentiation in spinal cord.